AUGCCAAGUAAAGAGUGGAACGAGUUCUUCGCUCCAAUGGAGACAUGGUUCAAAAUCUCUGAUAGAGAAGCCGUUGUUAUCUGUCUACAGGUCUGGACUUCAUUCAUAAGUUUUGCUGCUCCCAAACUGAGUACUGGUGCCUUGCGAGAAAAACUUCUUGGAACUUUCUCUAAACCAUUGCGUUCUCAUGCGGUUAUGAACAAAUUGUCAACACCAGCGCCAAUAAUUUCUGCUUAUAUAGCCCUGAUCUCUGCAUUCCGUAGUAGCGUUGAUGAGAGAUUCGAAGAGUUAAUCGUUUGCUUUCUACGAUUCAUUACUGGUAAAGCAGUGGUUGCACUGGAGGAUGUGAACGUCAUCGAGGAUGAGAUAGCCAAGCCGAUCAACGAGAACAACUUGAGGCUUAUACUCGAAGGACCUUCCUCGGACUUCAUGGACUAUCUAACUGAUCCAAGACCACAUCGCGUUUUUAAUAGUGACGCACUUACGCAUGUAUUUCCGUUGAUCUGUUCGGUGCUUGGAGUUCAAGAGUCUAUCCAAGGAGUUCCUGUAUGUGCCAACGUUCCAGCGCUAAUGAUGAAAUAUGGGGUUCUCCUCACUCAGGUUGUUCGUUUCGCUGGUCACGUAUCCGCUUGUGAACGCUAUGGUCUAUGGAAGGAAGGCAGGCGCGGUUCGGCUUGA
This is a messenger RNA of Cooperia oncophora, 678 nucleotides long. NCBI's taxonomy places the organism in Eukaryota, Metazoa, Nematoda, Chromadorea, Rhabditida, Trichostrongylidae. The record is from the annotation of a GenBank genome assembly.